This is a messenger RNA of Adineta steineri, 390 nucleotides long. The record is from the annotation of a GenBank genome assembly. NCBI's taxonomy places the organism in Eukaryota, Metazoa, Rotifera, Eurotatoria, Adinetida, Adinetidae.
AUGCCAUCUUCAUCAAGUGUAGAUACUCGAACAUUUAAACAACGAAAAAGUUUCGCAACUCGUAAAGAAGAAGUUGCUGGUAUUCGCAGUAAAUUUCCAAAUAAAAUUCCAGUUAUCGUCGAACGAUAUCACAAAGAAAAAGAUCUACCGAUUCUUGAUAAAACGAAAUUUUUGGUACCUCAAGAAUUAACCAUGUCACAAUUUGUAACAAUUAUUCGAAAUCGAAUGCAAUUAAAUGCUAAUCAAGCAUUUUAUUUAUUGGUUAAUAAUAAAAGUAUUGCUUCAAUGUCUACUUCUAUGGCUGAAAUCUAUCGUGAUGAUAAAGAUGACGAUGGUUUUCUUUAUAUGACUUAUGCGAGUCAGGAGAUGUUUGGUGGUUUAUGUCAAUAA